Messenger RNA from Puccinia graminis f. sp. tritici CRL 75-36-700-3, 318 nucleotides. RefSeq lists its product as uncharacterized. The transcript has a single exon. NCBI's taxonomy places the organism in Eukaryota, Fungi, Basidiomycota, Pucciniomycetes, Pucciniales, Pucciniaceae. Bases 1 to 318 code for a protein of 105 amino acids. The record is from RefSeq and is a predicted model, not a curated record.
AUGAAUACCAAAAACAAACUACUGAAGAGCAAAUGGCUUUCAAAUAAUAAGGCUCACAAUUAUAACACCCGAUUCUCACCGCCACACUUGCUUGACACCCCAGAUUUGGAGACUAUCAGGCAAAUGCAACUAGAAGAUGCAUUCUGGAAUAUGGGAUCUUCAACUCAUCCUGAGGAACCUUGGGCAGUUAAUACAAGUAUUCAGGAAGGAAUGAAAGCAUACCUCUUAUUCAGCCACUCCCAGGAAGAGCUUCGCCGGAUAGCCUGGGAGGCCCGUCAGGCAAUCAAGUGGGGAGUAUCCAAAUGUCAGCCUGGGUGA